GACGGAAGGAUACACUUGGGUGUGAUGAACGACUAUAAAUACUCAUGUGACCUCGCUCAAUCGUCGUUUCUCUGGACAUUCAAUGUUAGUUUGGUAGCAUUCCGAGCGCUCAGUUCUCCCUCGCAAAAUGGCAGUUUAACGUGCAGCGGCUUAUCUAGCAGCGGCAACAACCCGGCAGUGCAACAGUCAAGCACUGGCUUUUUUACGCAAAAUGGCGUAAGUAAAAAUUAUACAUAUUUAUUCUCAGGAAAUGUCAAGUCAGACACAUGUCAGCUGUCCGACAGGUGUGGCUGGCAAGCAGGCUUGGGAGGUUGUUGUUAGCGGUCUAGCUAACUCAACAAUACAAGAGCUUAGCUGUAGCUAGCUAUUUACUUAAGAUAUUUGAUAUGUCAGACUGUCAGCUAGAUUGGGCUGUCUUUGGCACCUACCCAGCUGUGGAAAUACAAUGACUCGUAUCAGCUGUCUGCCUGAAAUAACUAACGUUAGAUAGCAUAUCCUAUGCAGUUGUGUCGGCGUUUCAAUGCGGUUCAACAAACUGACAGAACCAUGUGGAUCCGAUGCCAUCUACAGUGGUCCAUUUAAAUAGAUAGUUACGUCAUAACUAACUAAUUAGCUACCUCCUCAUAUUGAAUAACUGUGUUAUGAUUUUUAACUAAUGUUGUUAAACUCAGACUCAUAAAUGAAGUUGCUAUUCCAGACAUGGCAACGUGGCACUUUCAAAAUGGCGUACUUUUGUCCUCUCGCUUUUCACUUCCCUCUCAUGACAGAUGGUUGUGUUGUGAAAAUGGCGGUAUCCUCCCCUCCCCUCUCCGUUUCAAUAGUGAGUCAGGGAGGAGGCGGUGUUACCGGUCACAUCAUGACCAAAUUAGGCAAUGUUGUCCACUGGCGGAGGGCGGGGAGUUUACCGUCACUGGCGGAAUGACUUUCCACUGACGGAUUAGACGAGAAUAGCUCUCCUACUAUUUUAUUAUGUAAUACGUCUGAAUGUGAAAUACAUUAAUAUAAUAAGUAAUGCGUUUUAGGAGAUAUUAAGUCAAAGUUGAUAUUGACUCGAUUUUACUUACUUGAAUUGUUCCUUUUAGUUCACUUUGACUCGAUUUUACUUACUUGAAUUGUUCCUUUUAGUUCUUAGUGGAAUAAAUGGCCACAUUUGCCAGGAAACGAUCGAAUGUUACUGUUGACUAGGACAUAACUUAAGGUUUUACAAGGUAUCUCUAGCUGACUGUUUUCAGCUCUAUUUCCCAGACACAUACUUCCUCUUAACAGACUUCCUCCUAACACUGAGGGCUUUUGUUUAUUUGGACCUACCCCGGUGGGAGGAGUUUGAACCGGUUCAUUCGUUUUGGAACCAGGCUGCCUCCCCAGGUGUGAGCCAGGUGCCAUGCUCUGGCCAACUGCGAAGUCGGCUCAAAACAAAAGUGACAUAAAUAAGGACGUGUAGGAUUCUGUGUUUUCACAUGCAAAAGUGAUUGCUUUUGAUAAAAACUCUGUAUCUGCCUUCCCAAUGAAAACUAGUUAAACAUUUAUUUUAUGGAAAGCGAUGUAUGUUUCUGGAAGAUGCACCAUGCUGCCUUUGUUGACAACAUAACCAAGCUGCGCAGAUUAUUGUUUGAUUUGAGAAGGGUGCUCCCUCCCCCCCGUUUCAACCCGGGCCAGCAUAAUAUAACUCCUUCCAUGGGUCUUACUAACACAAUACAAUGAGGCUAGUUAAUACCUCUUGGUCUUUCUAACACAAUACAAUGAGGGUAGUCAAUGAGUAGCACCAUUUAACUGACACCAUAUAUUGAUAUGAUUACCUAUCCCUCAAAACAAUGACGUGGCAAAGAGAUUAUUUUGAAGAACGAGCUGGCCUUAAUGGCCAUGUAGUCUUUUCUCCACCCGGCACAGCCAGAAGAGGACUGGCCACCCCUCAGAUCCUGGUUCCUCUCUAGGUUUCUUCUUAGGUUCCUUCCUUUCUAGGGAGUUUUUCCUAGCCACCAUGCUUCUACAUCUGCAUUACUUGCGGUUUGGGUUUUUAGGCUGGAUUUCUGUUUAAGCACUUUGUGACAUCUGCUGAUAAAAAAAAAAUACAUUUUAUUGAUUAUUUUCCUUUUUCUGUAGCCUAGCUAUAAUGGUACUAAGGCCCUGUUAUACACCACAUCUCACCCCUAUCCCACCUUCUCCUCUCCUCUAGUAUGUAUAGACAUGCAAAAUACAUUUCUGUUGCUCAUGUAGUAAAUGAACCAAUAAAGUCAUCUUCUCUCCUCUAUGGAACUACUUGUCAUACCGAAUUUGUAACCCCAAUCCCUCCAUCUCUCUCUCCUUCCUCCAUCCAGGUCUCUCAAACCAACCACCCUCAGCUCUGCUGUUGUCUACCACAGCACGAUAUCACCGUUCCCCCUAACGACGACAACGUCAGAAGACUCUCUGUUAUCCUGUUAUAAUUCACUGUUACUGUUGACAAGCACCAGAAGAAGCAGUCAUGUCCCUGUUGAGUUCCCAACUGGCCUUGGAGGACGUUGGGGCCCAGUUACUGGACAACUGGUUUCUGACGGCUGACCCCAUGGGGCCCCGUCUGGACCAAGAUGAAGAGGAUGAUCUACCCCCCUCUCUCUCCUUCUCUUCUUCCAGCUCCCUCUCUCUCUCCAACUCUUCUGCCUCCUCCCUUUCUCCCUCCUUUAGUUUGUCUCCUUCCCCCUCCCAUCUCUCGUUCUCCCCCCCUCCUCCCUCGUUCCUGGUGAGCAGCAAGGCCGGGUCCGGGGUAGAGGAUCAACUGAUGCCGUUGACUCCAUGGCUGGAAGCUAGCGAGCUGCUCGAUGCCCACAUGGGAACAAACGGCUGCAGAGGUGAGAACACAGCUGAAAUGAAAACCAACAAAAAAACACGAUAACGCCACCUCCAAGUGAUUAUUGAUUUCAUCGCAACAGGUUUGAUCUUAAAAGCCUGUGCUGGGUUCUCAUCCUGCAACGUGAACUUAAUGUAAACUAACUAAAUUAUUACUAGAAAUCUCCCAUCUAAUUCCCACUAUACUCUGCCCAAAUACCAAGCUCAAGUGUUGCGAAAGACAUACAAACUCCUCCUUUGUUUGCUGCCUAACCCUAUACUUGGUUCCAUCGGUGGUGUUAUCACAGUGUUGGGCCUAGGUUAAGUUUCCCCUUGUCCUAGUGUUUUCAGUCAGUCAAUACUGGAGGAUUUUCAAAGGUGGUGUUAUCACAACUAUUAGGCUUAAACCUAUAAUUUUAAGCAAUCUCCCGCCUACGCUCUCCCCUGGGCUCGGUUUGUCAUAAACAGUUGCCCGAUGCCAACCUACAGUUGAAGUCGGAAGUUUACAUACACUUAGGUUGGAGUCAUUAAAACUCAUUUUUCAACCACUCCACAAAUUUCUGGUUAACAAACUAUCGUUUUGGCAAGUCGGUUAGGACAUCUACUUUGUGCAUGACACAAGUAACUUUUCCAACAAUUGUUUACAGACAGAUUAUUUCAUUUAUAAUUCACUGUAUCAAAAUUCCAGUGGGGCAAAAGUUUACAUACACUAAGUUCACUGUGCCUUUAAACCGCUUGGAAAGUUCCAGAAAAUUAUGUCAUGGCUUUAGAAGCUUCUAAUUGACAUCAUUUGAGUCAAUUGGAGGUGUACCUGUGGAUGUAUUUCAAGGCCUACCUUCAAACUCAGUGCCUCUUUGCUUGACAUCAUGGGAAAAUCAAAAGAAAUCAGCCAAGACCUCAGAUAAAAAAUUGUAGACCUCCACAAGUCUGGUUCAUCCUUGGCAGCAAUUUCCAAACGCCUGAAGGUACCACGUUCAUCUGUACAAACAAUAGUACGCAAGUAUAAACACCAUGGGACCACGCAGCCGUCAUACCGCUCAGGAAGGAGACUCGACUUUGGUGCGUAAAGUGCAAAUCAAUCCCAGAACAACAGCCAGGGACCUUGUGAAGAUGCUGGAGGAAACGGGUACAAAAGUAUCUAUAUCCACAGUAAAACAAGUCCUAUAUUGACAUAACCUGAAAGGCCACUCAGCAAGGAAGAAGCCACUGCUCCAAAACCGCCAUAAAAACCCAGACUACGGUUUGCAACUGCAUAUGGGGACAAAGAUCGUACUUUUUGGAGAAAUGUCCUCUGGUCUGAUGAAACAAAAAUAGAACUGUUUGGCCGUAAUGACCAUCGUUAUGUUUGGAGGAAAAAGGGGGUUGCUUGCAAGCCCAAGAACACCAUCCCAACCGUGAAGCACAGGGGUGGCAGCAUCAUGCUGUGGGGGUGCUUUGCUGCAGGAGGGGCUGGUGCACUUCACAAAAUAGAUGGCAUCAUGAGGAAGGAAAAUUAUGUGGAUAUAUUGAUGCAACAUCUCAAGACAUCAGUCAGGAAGUUAAAGCUUGGUCGCAAAUGGGUCUUCCGUAGCCCCGUGUAGCUCAGUUGGUAGAGCAUGGCGCUUGCAACGCCAGAGUUGUGGGUUCGAUUCCCAAGGGGGGCCAGUAUGAAAAUGUAUGCACUCACAAUUACUGUAAGUCACUCUAGAUAAGAGUGUCUGCUAAAUGACUAAAAUGUAAAUGGACAAUGACCCCAAGCAUACUUCCAAAGUUGUGGCAAAAUGGCUUAAGGACAACAAAGUCAAGGUAUUGGAGUGGCCAUCACAAAGCCCUGACCUCAAUCCUACAGAAAAUGUGUGGGCAGAACUGAAAAGGCAUGUGCGAGCAAGGAGGCCUACAAACCUGACUCCGUUACACCAGCUCUGUCAGGAGGAAUGGGCCAAAAUUCACCCAACUUAUUGGGGGAAGCUUGUGGAAGGCUACCCUAAACGUUUGACCCAAGUUAAACAAUUUAAAGGCAAUGCUACCAAAUACUAAUUGAGUGUAUGUAAACUUCUGACCCACUGGGAAUGUGAUGAAAGAAAUAAAAGCUGAAAUAAGUCAUUCUCUCUACUAUUAUUCUGACAUUUCACAUUCUUAAAAUAUAGUGGUGAUCCUAACUGAUCUAAGUCAGGGAAAUUUUACUAGGAUUAAAUGUCAGGAAUUGUGAAAAACUGAGUUUAAAUGUAUUUGGCUAAGGUGUAUGUAAACUUCCGACUUCAACUGUAUAUGGUAAUCAUUAACCAUAGAGGUCGUUAGUAACUACUUGUAUUACCUGUUUGCACAUCCAAACGUGAUGACAAGCCCCCAUCACCUGAACAAACUGGUUUGCUCCAGAUUACUGUAACGUAAGACUGGUGUCAGCGUUGCUUUUCCUCCUAUUGUACAGACAGGAAACAUGUCGGCUAACAAUAGGGUUUUAUAGUAGGGCUCAGGGAUCACCUACUUCAAUGUCCCCACGAAUCAGGAUUAGACUGGAAUAUUGUCUUUCAGAGCAGAGUUUCGUUUGGGAAACCCUGUUUCAGAGGACUGAUUUUCCUUCGGGAUCACUGUACAAUUAUUGUUAAAAUUGUCACGUCAUCAAAUACAUUGAGUAUAAUGUGUUGUAUAUUUAGAUGGAAGUUACUUAUCACUUCUCACCCCCCCCCCUCUCAAUCUCUUCUUCACAGAUGAUGCAUUUUCGGGCAUGGACUGGAUGGCUGAGAAGAUAGACCUGAGUGAUUUCGACCUGGACUCUCUGAUUGGCUCCUGUUGUUCCGAUGCCCCGCCCAGUUCCCCCGAGGAGCUCCUGGCCUCCCUGGAGACCCACAUGGACCUAGACCUGGUACACCCUUUCACUGUCCCAAUCCCUGCCCCACGCGAGGUACUCCUGGCCCUGGGCAUCCCUCUGGCCGACCUACCCCCUUUGGUUCUCCCCUCCCUGGAGCUCCCUGAAGAAGAGGUAAAGGAUGAGGUCAGAGGUCCAGUGGUGACGGUUCAGGAUCAAGAGGUUGUGGUGAAGUCUGAGCCACAGUCCCCAGCACCCCUUUCUCCGGCUCCCCUCUCCCUGGGGUAUACCCUCGAGCUGGGGAGCGAAGUGGACGUUGAUGUCUUGGAAGUCGAGACCACCGACACUCCAACCACCAUCAUCCCGGAGCCCAGCUACCGCCUCCAGACCACCGCCCCUGUUGUCCUCUCCGGCCACUUCGUGGUGGUCCUCUCCCCUAAAGAGGAGCCAACCAUCCUCCCCACAUCAACCCUCUUUUCCUCAGCCUCCAGUAGCUGUGAUGACCAGUCUGAUGACAGCGAUUCUGGCAUCGACUCUGUAUCUGGCUCCCCUCCUCGCCACCCAUCUUCAUCCCCCUCUCCUUCUCCCUCCAUAGCCGGGUCCUCCAGGACCAAACCCUACUCCAAACCCGACCCCAAGACUACAUCCCCCACAACCCUCAGUGGCAAGGUCAAAUCAGUAUCCGGGGCACCCAAGGUCGUGGAGAAGAAACUCAAGAAGAUGGAGCAGAACAAGACAGCGGCGACACGCUACCGACAGAAGAAGAAGGGCGAACAGGAAGUGCUGAGUGCGGAGUGUUCCGAGCUGGAGCAGAGGAACCGUGAGCUGGCAGAGAAGGCUGAAGGCAUCAGCAGAGAGAUCCAGUACCUCAGAGAUCUGAUGGAGGAGGUCCGCUCAGCCAAGAACAGGAAGAAGACCACUGUUAGUGUGGCGUAGUCAGCGGAAAUUAUGGAUCGAACGAAGGAAAGAAAGAAUGAGGGAAUGCAUGGAAUGAGAUCCAGUACCUUGUGGAGGAGGGGCUACGUCCUGGUUAUCCACCCUUCUCCCAAAGUGUACACUUGCAUACUUGCUGUCUAUGAUGGGAAGUUUGCAUUUGCAUGCUUUGGGAGAAGGGUGAAGAAUCGAGAAGGCAGUCGGGGAAUGGCUAGAAAAAUGACAGAAAAGUUGAUGAGAUUAUUAUUGGGGAGAAGAUGUGGGACUGAGAUUUUAGUCAGGCGAUGCAUCAGUCAUGCUGGUCUGUUCUGUAUUAACCCUAUCAGAGCGUUACACUGGUAUACAUACACACCAUUAAACACACACAAGUGUUGUAUGGUAUAUGUCAGGGUUCUUCAAUUCCGGUCCUGGAGGGCCGAAACAC
Coregonus sp. 'balchen' is the source of this 6944-nucleotide messenger RNA. The record is from the annotation of a GenBank genome assembly. NCBI's taxonomy places the organism in Eukaryota, Metazoa, Chordata, Actinopteri, Salmoniformes, Salmonidae.